AUGGCGUCGUUCAUUGAACCAUCCUUGCUUGAAGGAGAGCAUUUUUCAGAGGCAAUCCGUAUUGUAUGCUGUUUUUUUCAAGUGGAAAGUCUUCACCGAGAGCAAAUAGAGGCACUCAAAGCGUUCUUCCUCGGAAAGAAUAUAUUCUUUAGUGCUGGCACAGGUUACGGUAUUAAAUCUUUAGUGUUUCAAGCGGUUCCUCUCCUUGCUGAUCUCCUCGACGAACAAGUCGUUGGAAGCAGCAUUGCGAUUAUCAUAUGUCCUUUGGUGUCUCUCAUGCUCGAUCAAGUCGCGUAUUUGAAGUCGUUAGGACUGAAUGCUGCUGAU
Messenger RNA from Paramuricea clavata, 327 nucleotides. The record is from the annotation of a GenBank genome assembly. Lineage: Eukaryota; Metazoa; Cnidaria; Anthozoa; Malacalcyonacea; Plexauridae.